Molecule: messenger RNA, 648 nt
Organism: Lachancea nothofagi CBS 11611
Lineage: Eukaryota; Fungi; Ascomycota; Saccharomycetes; Saccharomycetales; Saccharomycetaceae
Source: the annotation of a GenBank genome assembly
AUGGACCAAACCAGCGGUGCCGAUGCGCUAAAAAAAGCAGCACCUAAGCUGCCGCUAUCAAAAGUUAAACGAAUUGCGAAAACUGAUCCAGAUUACACCAUCACCUCGCAAUCUGCAAUUGCAGCUGUAGCAUUCGCUACCGAACUGUUCGUUCAAGUCCUCACGGAAGAAGGGCUGGCCAGAUCACAGCUUGAGAAAUCAAGUGGCUCGAGGCUAACAUUACGCUAUGAGAAUCUUGCUGCAGUUGUUGCGAGCUCGGAGCGCUUUGCAUUUUUGUCAGAUGUUCUUCCAGAGACUCACAAUUUGGUGGCAUUGACGCGCGAAAAUAGAGUCAGAUACACAGCUCUGGCGCCUGGACAAAGUAUGCUGCCUUUUAGAGCUCGCGAGGAACCAACACAGGUCGAGAACGAGGAGGAAUCCGUGGAAGAAGAGCUGGAGCCGGAUGCAGAUGCGGAUGCUGAGCUCGAUGUGGAUAUGAACGGGGAAGUGGACUUUGACGACGAUUUAGCAGAACUGGGUUCAAGAGACGAGGCAGAAAUAAGGGCAGAGGAGGAGCCGGAGCCGGAACCUGAAUUAGAGCCGGAGCAUGAGCCUGAGCCAGAAGCGAACCAAGAUAUUCAGGCAAUGGACUCCGAUUUGGACGAAUAG